AUGGCUGAGACUGUAUCUGAUAGUACCGCGAUGGCGGUUGACCAUGCAGAAGAAAAAAGAGCGAGUCCUGCGGUCGAAAACGGUGGAAAUUCGGUAGAAAAUGCUACAGGUUCGGACGCUAAUGGAGCCAAGAAGAACAAGAAGAAGAAGAAGAAGAAGUCCAACAACAUCAAGAACAUCGAACUGAUGUUUCCCGACUUGAAAUACCCGGAAGGUGAAUGGAUGGAUUACCACCAAGAUCACAACUUGCAAAGAACCACAGACGAGGAAAAACGGUACUUGGCCCGGGACGCAGAACAUGCUGAAAGAUGGAACGACAUGCGUAAGGGAUCUGAAAUUCAUCGUCGUGUGCGUAAAAAUCUGCAAAACAAGUUGAAGCCCGACAUGAGUCUUACAGAUGUCGUGAACGUGGUCGAAAACGCAACUCGCAAAUUCACGGGUGUGGACGAAAACGGGGACCACAAGGACCGUCCCAAAUCGCAGGGUGUUGGUUUCCCCACAGGUGUGUCGCUAAACCACUGUGCUGCGCACUUUACGCCAAAUGCCGGAGACCAGACGAUCCUCAGGUACGAAGACGUGAUGAAGGUGGACAUCGGAGUUCAAGUCAACGGGUAUAUCGUGGACUCCGCCUUUACUGUGACAUUCGACGAUAAGUACGAUAACUUGCUGACUGCAGUCAAGGAGGCCACAAACACAGGUGUGCGUGAGUCCGGUAUCGACGUCAGGCUCACGGACAUCGGCGAGGCCAUCCAGGAGGUGAUGGAGUCGUACGAGGUGGAGCUUAACGGCAAGACGUACCAGGUCAAGCCUUGUCGGAACCUGUGUGGCCACAACAUUGCACCCUACAAGAUCCACGGCGGAAAGUCCGUUCCACUGGUGAAAAACGGCGACCAGACUAAAAUGGAAGAGGGUGAGCACUUUGCGAUCGAGACUUUCGGCACCACGGGUCGCGGGUACGUGAUUUCGGGCGGCGAGGUCUCGCACUACGCCAAGAACGAGGGCUCGUGGCCCACGCCUUCUCUCUCAAAGGCGAAAUCGCUACUCAAGACCAUCGACGACAAUUUCGGCACUUUGCCCUUCUGUCGCCGCUACCUGGACCGUUUGGGCGAAGAAAAAUAUCUAUUUGCACUCAACAGUCUUGUGAAGCACGGCAUUGUCGAGGAAUAUCCUCCAUUGUGUGACAUUCAAGGCUCUUACACGGCGCAAUACGAGCACACUAUCUUACUGCAUCCGCACAAGAAAGAAGUUGUUUCGAGAGGCGACGACUACUGA
This is a messenger RNA of Lachancea meyersii CBS 8951, 1272 nucleotides long. NCBI's taxonomy places the organism in Eukaryota, Fungi, Ascomycota, Saccharomycetes, Saccharomycetales, Saccharomycetaceae. The record is from the annotation of a GenBank genome assembly.